CAAAGCGUGACGUAACCGCUGUGAAACAGGAAGAGGAAGUGAGACAUUUCCCUUUGUAUCUCCAUUGACAACCAAAAAAGAAAGUAAAAAAGACAGCGAUUUUUCCAGCCAUCUUUUCAGUUAGAAUGUUUCAAUCGACCGACAGCAGAGCACAUUUUUCACUGAUGUUAUCAGAGGUUUUAGAUGAUAUUGGUGUCAAUGAAAGAAAUAUGAAAAAAGGAAGAAGAGUUUUCUUGCUGAUAGAGACAAUGCAAACGAUGACACGGAAGUCAUUUGGAUUCAAUAAUAUAUUAUAUAUACUAGGGAGUCGAAGUGAAGGAACAACAACUAUAGGACUAGAGUCAGACAGUGACAUUUUAUUUUGUUCGAAUGAUGCCAAUGUAAUACAGGACCGGUCAGAAUGGGAAGAAGGUAAAGUAAACUACUUCAUGAUACAGGAUGAGAACACUACCCCUGGGUAUUGUUUUCUACAGCUAUUCCAAAAUGACAAACCUCUUCCUGGCACUAUCAUUCCUGAUGGCUACCAUAUGACUGAUAGAAGGGGAAGAAUUUUGCUUAAGAACACAAUAAAUACUAUGUUAGAUAUGCGUGUAAAUGAAACACGGGAAGGACCAUCUAUUUGUACACAAGGGCCACAUGGAUUCAAUGAUUUAGACUAUGUGCUUGCUUAUCCCUGUAAAUCAUGGCCAAAAUCAGCAUCUGGUUGGUUAGAGAGACAUCGUAUUAGCAGAUGGCCAACACAAGACAUGAGAAGAGAUGCAGCCAGUACCUGCUGUUUUGUUGUUCCAACUGGAAGUAAGGUCAGUGCAAAUCCUGAACUGGAAUGGAGAAUAUCUACAUCAUUGGCAGAAAGAUGUCUUAUGUUUGAUUUAAAUAUGACUCAAAUAAAGUGCUAUGUUUUCAUAAAAAUGGUUCUAAAAUCUUUUCUAAAUCCUCAAAGGGAAAUUAAUAUAUCAAGUUUUAUGUGUAAAACAAUUCUAUUUCAUUGUAUAGAACACAAAGAAGCAAGUAUAUGGAAAGAGAACAAUUUAUUAGAUUGUUUAAAAGACUGCUUAAUAAGAUUACACAAUUGUGUAGAGAAGGAAUAUUUGCCACACUUCAUCAUACCGGAAAACAAUUUGAUGGCUGGCCAAUUUACGGCUGAGACAAAACAUAAACUUUUAAAGAAUAUAAGUGAUUUUAUUCAGAAUGAUGUACAAAGUAUUUUAAAAAUCGAUAUUGAUGAUCUUGGACUAAGACUUAGAUAUAAACUGAACUUAGUAUACAAUUUAAAUUCUUCUCUGGUAGAUUGUAGAAGUUAUUUUUCUAACCAUUACUUUUCAAUUUCAAUGGAAAUCAGUAACAACCAUUACUCUCAAUUACAGCUUUUACAUAAUAAAGAUAUAAGAAUAAUGAAGCACUAUGUGGAAACACUAAUGACCUAUAAGAAAAAUGAUAAUACAUUAGAACAGGCUGCAUGCAAGUUUCAAGCACCAUUAAUUUGUACCACAUAUGGAUCUGCCCUGGCUUCAGCAAGUAUAGGUUUAAAACAUCCAGUGUCACCUCAAGCAUUGGUUUGGCUACUAGAUGGUUUUGACUCAGACACCUCAUCUGGCAGACUGAAAUUGGCUUCAGUAUUCUACAGUGAAGGAGAUAUGGAGAAAACUGAAAUAAUUUUGAGACAGACUGAAAGUCAGUUUCACUCCUUUCCUGUUUCACCUUUCUGUGGCUGCAGGUAUACAAUGCCUCGACCACCAGAAGCAACAGCAGAAUUUGGAAGGUUUUGUAAUAAACAAAAUGAAGACUUUGUCAAAGAUAUUAUAGCAUUUUGUGUCAGAUUUUUAAAGCAAGAGAUCAACUGUGUUCCACAUGAACUACAAUAUGAAAUGUUCAGAUCUACACCAGAUGACAUAAAACACAAUAAUCAAGCUAAAGACUUCUGGAUGGACUUGGCUGUAGUUGAUUCUCUUCCUUUCCUGUACUUCCUACAAUAUAAAGUUUACAGGCAUCUUCAUAGGUAUAAGGAUAAAAAAAAGCUAUUAAUAAACUUGCAAACACCAUAGAAACAGAUGAAAAUCUUACACAUAACGAAACAGCUUACAAUGUUUUAGGACAAUGUUUGGAACAAGAAAACAUACCUAAACAGGCAUUAAAAUGUUACCUGUGUUCUCUAAAGCAAAGAGCAAGAAACAAUGUGGCAAAAAUUCAUAUAUGCCGGCUUCUCUCCUGUUUACUUGUUGGAAAGGAAAAUUGACAAAAACACAUAUAUCAUGAAAUAUUUAAUUAUAAUGUUAUGCUUACUUGAAUCUGAUAAAAUAGAUAUCUAAUUGGCUUAUUUUUCAGUGUAUUCCAUUUAUUAUAUAGGUUGUUGAUGGAAAAUAUAGGAGAAUAUAACCAUAAUGAGAACUGUAUUAUGACUGGAUGAGCUAGGAGAACUGAGAAUAUGACUUGAAUGAGAUCUAUAUUAUUUGAGGUUCUAUAUAACCAGAAAGAGAUCUAUAUUAC
Ruditapes philippinarum (Manila clam) is the source of this 2484-nucleotide messenger RNA. RefSeq lists its product as uncharacterized. The record is from RefSeq and is a predicted model, not a curated record. The coding region runs from base 126 to 2042 and encodes 638 amino acids. Lineage: Eukaryota; Metazoa; Mollusca; Bivalvia; Venerida; Veneridae. The transcript is spliced from 2 exons.